CUGCACCACUGCACUCCAUGCGACAGUAAUUACCAACGAUGCAGUUGAUUGAAUUCAGUACCGGGAAUAAUUGAAAUUAAUCGAAAGGUGUGUAAAUAUUUCACAGGAUGCUGAUACGUGGAAAAAUUAUGUCUUCUUGACAAUAUCAACGACGUUUCCCAGCUUAUUACAUGGUAAAGUGGACAUCGCAGAUGUUCCACUGCUGCCAAAAACAAGUCAUAUCUCCAAAAACAUGCAAAAAGUGCUUGAAAUACUUUCAUUGGAUUGCUGUGUGUCUACAAGCUUCAUCAAGAAACUCACCAACAUACCUAAAAGCACUGUAUCAAGUUUUAAUCGAGAAUUUAGGCAACUGGAAGAUCUGUGUAAGCUUCGUAUCGCACACGCUGACAUAGGAUUUAAAAGACGCCAAAGUGGAAUACUGCAAAGACAUGCUAAGAGUGACAGAACAUUGAUCCGGAUUUUAUGAAAAACAUCGCGACAAAAGAUGGUGUUUUCAAUAUUUGCCCAACGUUUUUGUAAGACAAGGAGCACGAUGCUGGCACAUGUUUUUGAGAAGCAUGGGCGGUUUUGCGCCAGUCAUCCCUUCGAGGUAAUUGUGGCAACCGUCACUCUGACGGCAUGUAUGCUCAACAUAGAUACCGGAAGUGGACAAACACGCGAAGAAGAUUUAUCUGAUGCUGCUUAUUGUUAUCACAGCCGAUGCGAUACUAUGGACCUAAAAGCAGCUGAUAUUAUAGUAAUGACGAUAAUACGUUGCUUAGCGGUACUAUUCACUUACUAUCAAUUCCGCACUUUGCAAAGGAUGGGAUCUAAAUAUGUUUUGGGUAUCGCCGGUCUAUUUACCGUAUUCUGCAGCGUGGUUUUUACCUCUGGCAUAGUGAAAUUCGGCCACAGUGACGACGCAGAUUCGAAAGAUGCCUUGUUCUUCUUUUUGCUUCUUAUCGAUCUGUCAAAAGCCGCAACGUUAGCACAAUACGCACUAAGCUCGCAAAAUCAAGAAGAAGUCGAGGCAAACAUUGCGCGCGGUAUGUCCCUACUGGGACCAACUAUUACUCUGGACACUCUUGUAGAAACUCUUCUCAUUGGGAUAGGAUCCUUAUCGGGCGUCAGGAGGUUGGAAGUUCUCUGCACUUUUGCAUGCCUCGGAGUGAUCGUCAACUAUGUCAUCUUCAUGACGUUUUAUCCAGCUUGUUUGUCGCUUAUAUUAGAGCUUUCUCGUGGAAGUAACAUGAGUCGACUGAGUGCAGAUAAGAUAUUCAUAAUCGAAUCCAAUGAGGAUCAAAAACCUAAUCCAGUAGUAGAGCGAGUCAAGAUGAUCAUGAUUGCCGGCCUAUUUGUAGUGCACGCCAACAGUCGUUGGCCCUUUAAGAGCGAGGAAAACGAAUAUAGGAUGGAAACAGUGACAGCAUCCACUAAUUCAGACAUAUUAAACGGUUCGGAUCAUGCUGAGAAUUCCGAACUGAGGGAACACCUGAUGGCUUGGCUGUCAGUCAGCGCGCACAACAUUGUGAUAUUGAUUCUGCUAUUAGCACUGACGGUGAAGUUUAUCUUCUUCGAGGAUAAGAACGAUGUUAUUGCUAUUGUACAACGACACGAUGAGGAACAGGAGUUAAUGAUGGAACAGGAGUUAAUGAUGGAAAAGAAAGAAGAAGAAGAAGAAGAAGAGCAAAAUAAUACGAACACUGUAGCCACAGACAUGCCAGCUAUCGAACAACCGAUCUUUCCUUUAUCCGGCGUAGGUGGUGGUUGGAUCGAAAUCGACGAGAACCACGUGGAAUACACUGACAAGGAAGUACAAACCGAUAAGAUAUGGCUGGGCGCAAGUGAUUCUAGUGGCGACAGCGAACCAUCGUCGAAGAUAUCGGAAAUUUCUAGAAGUUUGGAAGAUUGCCUCGAAAUAUACAAGUCUGAACUCGGGGCCAACGCGUUGACCGACGAUGAAGUGAUACAGCUAGUGAAUCACAAGCACAUACUCGCAUAUCAGUUGGAGAAAGCCGUAGGCGACAUGGAGCGUGGCGUCGGUAUCAGACGUCUUCUCGUGGCUGCUGCUGGCAAAUUCACCAACGAGAUGACCAAUCUGCCAUACAAGAAUUAUGAUUAUAGCAAGGUGCUGGGAUCUUGUUGCGAGAACGUAAUUGGCUAUUUGCCAGUCCCGGUCGGCAUCGCGGGACCGCUGUUAAUCGACGGUCAGCUGUACCAUGUGCCGAUGGCAACGACCGAAGGUUGUCUCGUAGCGUCUACCAAUCGCGGUUGUCGCGCGCUCAUAAAACACGGUGUGAUCAGCCGCGUAGUAGCAGACGGCAUGACUCGCGGACCCGUGGUGCGCUUCCCGAACAUCGUACGUGCGAGCGAGGCCAUGUUAUGGAUGCAGCAGCCUGACAAUUUUCAAAAGAUGAAGAGCAGUUUCGACGAGACUAGUCGCUUCGCUCGUCUGAGGGAUAUUCACGUGCGUAUAGCGGGUCGAUACCUGUUCAUACGUUUCGCGGCAAAGACUGGCGAUGCCAUGGGCAUGAACAUGCUGUCUAAAGGCACUGAGAAAUCCCUGCAGACGGUUCAAACCUCCUUCCCGGACAUGCAGAUACUCUCACUCAGCGGGAAUUUUUGUACCGACAAGAAGCCUGCAGCCGUCAACUGGAUCGAGGGCAGAGGCAAGAGCGUGGUGUGCGAAGCGGUCGUACCCGCGGAUAUCGUUAGCAGCUUGCUAAAAACGUCCGUAGACGCGCUAGUCGACGUCAAUCUCAGCAAGAACAUGAUCGGUUCCGCCGUGGCGGGCAGCAUAGGCGGUUUCAACGCGCACGCUGCCAAUAUCGUAACUGCGAUCUUUAUCGCUACCGGUCAGGAUCCGGCGCAAAAUGUCGGCAGCAGUAACUGUAUGACGCUUAUGGAACCGUGGGGCAAGGAAGGUAAAGAUCUAUACAUAUCGUGUACGAUGCCCAGCAUAGAAGUCGGCACGGUGGGUGGUGGAACUGGUCUACCAGCGCAGGGAGCGUGUUUGUCCAUGCUGACUGUGAAGGGCGCACACUCCACGGAACCAGGCGAGAACGCCAACAAACUCGCCAGCAUUGUCUGUGCAACCGUACUCGCUGGAGAGUUGUCUUUGAUGGCUGCAUUGACCGCUGGCCAUUUGGUCAAAAGCCAUCUCAGACAUAACAGAUCAUCCAUUUUAAUGAGUAACUCGGUACAUACUUCCUAUGGUACACACAGUGAUGGGAAUCAAAAACUAACUGUACCAAGUAUUUUGCCAAAGUUAUUGCAAGAUUUUUCUACAGACUGCAAGCAAUCUUAGCACUAAUCAGUUGAACAUACAUCUUGUCAUUUCUCAAGCGAAUUGUGGUCUGUGUUUAUUGUUUCAUACUUGUCUCUCAUUGGCAUCCCAAAGAAUGAUUAUUUAAAUAUGCUUCUGCUAUAUGCGAUAAGAUGAAUUAUCUAUGAUCGAAUUAUAUAUGACAGAAUUGUCAUCUAAUUAUAAUCUAAUCGUAUUAUACAGGGUGUGAUAGCCGUUAAUGAGAGAUUCUUCAGAGUAUUUCGAGACGAAAAUCCUAAUACCAAAAUGUUAAGACUACAAUAGUUUUUAAAUAGGAAGCGUUUAAAUUUGACCAAUCGAAUCGUCUAAAGUUUGCGCGCUCAGGCACAGUCUCUCAAGAAUCUCUCAUUAACGGCUGUCACACGAGCUUUGGGAUACCCUAUACAUGUACAUAUACAUGUACAUAUGUAUAUGAAAACAGAAGUACAAGAAUAUGGAAUAUUAGUGUGUCCUCUGAUAAAAAUGAUAAGAUGAUAAAAAAUAAUAAAUAAAAAUUAAUAUUAGGUAACAUAAAUAAUAAAUUUUUAGAAUCUUUCUGUUGAAGAUACGCGAUUUUAGUACGAUUUAGAUUUAAACUUAUAUUUUCUAUUAAGGAAAAUUAUCGAAUCAGGUUUGGAUAAUUUUAAAUAAUAACAUUGCAUUAUUAUUAAUAAACGGUAAUUGUAAGUUGCAUACAAGUCAAUUUAUUAAUAAACAAGAAUUUAAUGUGCGU
Messenger RNA from Ooceraea biroi (clonal raider ant), 4016 nucleotides. RefSeq names its product HMG coenzyme A reductase (gene Hmgcr). The record is from RefSeq and is a predicted model, not a curated record. Gene Ontology annotation, molecular function: NADP binding; hydroxymethylglutaryl-CoA reductase (NADPH) activity; protein binding. Gene Ontology annotation, cellular component: endoplasmic reticulum membrane; peroxisomal membrane. Gene Ontology annotation, biological process: isoprenoid biosynthetic process; sterol biosynthetic process; coenzyme A metabolic process. Lineage: Eukaryota; Metazoa; Arthropoda; Insecta; Hymenoptera; Formicidae.